This is a messenger RNA of Strongylocentrotus purpuratus (purple sea urchin), 2590 nucleotides long. RefSeq names its product anthrax toxin receptor 1-like. The record is from RefSeq and is a predicted model, not a curated record. Bases 1 to 1500 code for a protein of 499 amino acids. Gene Ontology annotation, cellular component: membrane. NCBI's taxonomy places the organism in Eukaryota, Metazoa, Echinodermata, Echinoidea, Camarodonta, Strongylocentrotidae. Gene Ontology annotation, molecular function: signaling receptor activity. The transcript is spliced from 15 exons.
AUGGAUAUUAACAGGUUCGUGCUGUGUUGUAUAGUAGUGGCCUGUAGCAGUCUGUGUCAGCUGACUUAUGGAGGUGUUCUACCGGGGGAGCUCCAGGGUGAUGGUGGUGUGGAUGUGGGGCAUCUAGAUGGUGUUCCUGGAGCUGGUAGGAUGAUUUUGGGGAGGUAUGCCAGAGCACCAGGCCCAGGAAUUCAGACGUCGAAAUGCAGCGGAGGACUGGACUUGUAUUUUGUCUUGGACAAAUCAGGAAGUGUCUCACAUAUCCACUUCCAGCAGCAGACUGUCAACUUUACUGCAUUGCUACUCAGCAGAUUCACGAGCUCCAAAGUACGUGCUUCUUUCAUCACUUUUUCAACGUUUGCUGAAGUCGUCACAAGGCUUACAAGUGACAGUGCUGCUCUCACCAAGGGGAUUCAACGCCUUCGUGCUGUGGUGCCGGAUGGAAAUACACAUCUACAUUAUGGCAUUGAGAAGGCCAAGACACAAAUCAUGUCAUCAGGUGGUGAUACAGCUAGUGUGAUCAUAACAUUGACCGAUGGAAAACUCAAUGACGUUCCUGAAUCUGUUGCAGAGGCAAAUAUCGUUCGAAAUUUAGGGGCGUCUGUACUUGCUGUGCGUGUUGGAGAUAGCAAUACCAUAGACUUGAUCAACGUCGCCGAUAAACCUACAUCGCAACACAUCUUCCGAGGCGACACAUUCAACGAUCUCGACAGUAUUAUUGACCAGAUUGUCAAUACAUCUUGUGUCGAAAUCUUGUCUGCACAUCCAACCGAAGUCUGUACAGGAGAAACCUUCAAUGUUACGAUAAGAGGGAAUGGGUUUGCUAAAACAAACGAUGUCUCCCAAGUACUCUGCAAUUUUCGGCUGAAUGAUACGGAUAACCAAGAGGUUCGACCGUAUUUAGUGACCGACAGUGAAUUGGUAUGCGCAGCUCCACAAAUAGAACAAGAUGGAGACUUUGUGGUGCUUCAAGUGUCUGUGAACGGGAAGACUUUUAUAUCGAGUAAUUUAACCAUUACUGGUACAUCUUGCACACCGCCUGAUGUAAUUGCUAUCGUCCUGGGCUUAUUCCUAGCGCUCCUCGCUCUUGGUCUGUUCCUCCUGUGGUGGUUCUGGCAGCUCCUUUGCUGUGUGGUUGUGGUGAAGCCGAAGCCCCCUCCUCCUUCCCCACCCCCAUCCCCCAACUCUAAGAAGUGGCCUACAGUGGACGCUUCGUACUAUGGAGGUGGCGGCAUAGGAGGUAUUAAGGCAGUCAGAGUGAACUGGGGUGAGAAUGGAUGCACGGAGGCAGGGUCCCAUCUUGAGAAAGCUAAAAAUGCCAAGACCCUAGCGAUUAACGAGGAAUCAGAUGGCCAACUCUUGGGAUCAAACGGAAUGAGCAUGUCAUGCCUUGAGGCACUCAAGAAAUGUUUUGCUCCAGUGAAAGCAUUCUAUGACAGAAUUGCCGUCUCGAGACCUGCACCUGGACAGAAGGGCUACUGCUGUUCAGUCCAGCGCUAAAGGCCAUGAUCAUGAAACCUCAAGUCUGGAGACUCGUGAGACGCAAUCGUCAUGGAUCAAACAACUUUGCAAUACUUGGAUACAUUCACAAUUUCAUGCUGUACAUAUUCUUUAAAUUUUGUGAAAAUUACCAAAUAGCCCUUUUUAUCAGAAAAAUCAUUCCCAAGUAGGAGCUAUGGAUUGCAUGUACCUUGAUUCUAAACAAGCAACAACAAGACCGCCGGAACUUUAUGUAAUGUUCUGUUGGAAAACGAAAUGCUAUUACCGGUAAUGACAAAAGUGUUGGUAACAAUUAGCUGUCAAUCAGUUUUAAAGUUUUUUGGAAUACUCAUUGCACAGUUUACCACUUCGCUAGUUAAUUUUUAGAAGUAGUUUUGUGAUCUUUUUAAAAAUUCAUUAAGUAUUUAUGUAUCUGCUGAAAAUUUCAUUAGAAUAUAAAAUAUCAUAAUUAUAGAAACUUAGUUCUAGACAUGCUCGUCUAAUAUGCUCUUGAUGCUUGUAAACAUUCAAUUUUUUGUCAAAAAGUGAUUAUUUUCUUGUACAUAUGAAGAUUAAUAGUGUAAAUACUUUGUAAAUGUUGGAAUUACUUUGCCAAGUAGGUUUUAUUGCUAUCAUACAUGUUUAACAUUCAUUUAUAUUAAUAGAGUUAAAAUUUAUAUGAAGUUCUGUACGGACGUUCAUUCAUUGUCAAUGAAAAUGUCUUUAAAAAAUAGUUUCACAAAAUAUAAUUCAUUAGCCUUGCUUUCAAUGUAAAAUUAGUCUUUUGGAACUCGCAACAUUUACAGUUAAGCUAAGGAUCAAGAAAUUUACAUUUUGACACCUGUAAAUUGAAUAUGCCCAAAUAAUUUCAUGGGGUUUUCAAGACAUGUUGCUGUGAACAAAUGUAUAGUUUAACAAAAGCAGAUUAAAGAAUUAUAAAACUUCCUUUAAGUAGAUUUUGAGCUCAUAAUACGCAUAUUAAUCUACGUGUAUAUUGUACGAUGCAAAUUUAUAUUUCUUUGGAAUAGUUUAUGAUGUCCACCAGACGGUUCAAAUAUUAGCUAGUAAAAUACUUACUGUAUGCUUAAAUUAAAAAGGUAAAAAAAAAAAA